AUGGCUCAGGUUUAUAUCAAGUGAAAUUAAUAUCAGUUUAUUUUUUUGAUUCUAACCGAAGUUAACAAUGUUUUAAUUUUAUUAUGAUGUGUUGUUUUUUGUCUAUAAACAACUUUAUACCAGAAAUCUUAGGUCAACCAAAAACUUUACAAGAAAUUUCUAUAGUAUUUUUGACCCAGUUAGUGCAUUGGGAGGUCAUUUUGUGAUUUUCAGUGUAGUUUUUUUUCUUAAUAAAUGCAAAAAACUGGCAAUUUUUUCAUAAUUUAUGUUAAUUUUUAGAUCAUUUGAACUUGGCAACAAAUGAAAAAAAUAUUCUGUUUAGAAUCGUUUCUUCAUUAACAAUAAUUUAUCAUUACGUACAGAUAAAAAUUAAAUUUAUUUAUUUAUCCACCCUUCUAAUUUUCCUCAUUAAAAUGAUACACUGAUCAGUCAUUGGUACAUCAUCACAAUUUUUUUUUUUCUUAAAUUAAGAUAUAGUUAUAGGUACUUUGUUGUCUUUUAUUUAUAUAUAUUAAUGCCAUUUAGGUUUUUAACAAAAAUAAAUAAAGCUCAUAAAUGUGACCAGCGUGGAAAGCUUGGCAUGUUUAGUACCAGUGCUCUGAACAUAUUUCAAGAAAAAAACCAUCUGUUUAUUUCGGAAUUAAUACCAAAAAACCAAUUGAAAAACAUGACUAAGUCACUCUAUUAAAUUAUAUAAAAUAUUGGAUUUAAACAUAUCAAAUAUUUUUUUUUAGGUUAAAUUAUAAAACCUUUACAUUAAAGUUUUUCAAAUACAAUAAUAAAUUCAUUAUGACUUAUAUAUACUUAUAUAAAAACAGAAUACCUAUUAUUGGCUUUUUCAAAAUAACGACUCAUCUGAAACGUAAAUUAUGUAAAUUUGUAUUAAUUUUUUUUAUGCUGGUACAUAUUAUAUGAUAUAUAUUUAUAUAUUAUGAUAAUUUUAUUAUCUUUUAAUAACAUUUAUAUGUUUAGUACCUACCUAUUAUAUCCAAAGAUAGAUUUCUUUAUUAUUUAUGGUUAUACUUUGAAGAUAUCUUAUAAUCUGUAGCUAAUUUUUCUUUAACCUAUGUAUUUCAAACUAUCUCAUUGUUUCUCUUUCUCUCAACGAGCCCAUACUAUCUCAAUCUAUUCUCUAUUUUUUUCCUCCAACUUUACUGUAUACCUGCUAUUCUUAGACUUAUAUACUCAUUCCUAAUCUUAACUUAUUAACCUGGUUAAGCCCAUUCAUAUUCGCCUUAGCACUUUUGUUUCUGUUACUUACAUUUUAAUAUUUUUAAUUAAAUAAGCAAUACUCAUAUCUGUAUAUCAUCAUUUUUGGCAUCACAGGAGUUUUAAAACACUUUCCUUUAAUGUCAUCUUAUCUUGAUCUUAACAUUUCUUCUGUUAUUAAUCAUAAUUUUACUAGCUUCAUCCUACAAUAUUCUCUUACACUCCUAAACUUAAAUGCCUACUUAAACUUCUCAACUCCAUUUAUAAUUUAACAUCCAAGUGUUAGUCUAUGGUGACCUCCAUUAUUUCUUCUUACUUGAUUUUUAAACUUGAACUCUAACCUACUUAUUUAUUAUUUCAAUAUAAUUUUAAAACCUUUAAUGAUAUCUAUAUAUAAUUAAAUUUUUACAGUAGUCCUUGGUUAUAAUAGUUGAUAUUUUUAUAAUACUAAUAUGUAAACUGUACAGAGCAUACCUAUACUGCUAUACUUACUUAAUAAUUAACAUAAAACAAUUUUCUUAGUUCCAUGUUUCUAUUUUAAAUUUUAAUUGGUUAAAAUGAUUUAGGUAUUGUAAAAACAGUGAACUACACGUACAUUAAAUAUGGCAAUUAUUAAUUAACCUACGUUAUUACAACCACUGUGUUCCUAUUAUUUAUUUAUUCAUUGUAUCGCAUAUUUGGACAAUGUUCUUAAAGUUAUAAUCAUAGUAGAAAUACAUGUUAAUAUUAGUAACAUAUGAAAAUCAAAACAAAAGUAACGUAACAUAAAAAUAAAAUAGCUGGAGUUCAAUUUAAUUGUGAAUUGUAUUGAAAAUCUAGUCCUUAUUUAUAAAUUUAUGCCCAACGUAAAUCCAAUCUAGAGCUUCUCUGGCCAGCACAAUAAAAUUCUUCAUUUCUCCUUGAAAUUUUUUUGAGAACAAUCUGACACAAUGUGCUCCAUUGUGUGAUUUCUUAAACUGUAUUAUCACUAAGUUUCCACCAUAAAAAAAAAAACACAAAUCUAGGAAAACUCGUGUCCUCGAAAACUCGUCAUAAUUUAAAAUUUCAUCUUUUGAAAAAUUGAUACUAAAACUGACUAAUAGAUAAAAAAAAAAAAAAAAAAACAAUUUUUCUAUGGCGCUUAUAGGUAGGUUUUAUAAAAUUAUUUCAAAACGUAAUUCUAUAAAAAAAAAAAAGUGUUGAAAGAAAAAAUUACCAGGGACGGUUUUGUCAGUGUAUUAAAUUAUGAUGGGAUAGAUUGUCUGCAUACGGAGUUUUUCGCAGGAACGAAUUGUCUACCAAAAAAUUAACCACACCUUUCAUGUCCUAAGUCGGUUUAAAUCCAUCCAGAAGUGUUGUCGGGUCAUAAACUAAGUUAGCAUUCUUGAAUGUAAGAUUGUUCCAUAUAGUACGCCAUUCCAUAAUUAAAUUAAAGUUUGUCUGAAUAAGGUGUCCCAAAGUUGUUUUCUCGAUUUCAAACGUAUCUGUAGAAUGAUGCUAAGCAAUUGAGAUAUCAUAUUAUUGAUUGUGUUUAAUAUCUAUGUUGAUGUCUGGAGGAGUGAUAUUUGACAAGACCAAGUGCCACUCCGAUGGGGUUGACUUCAACGCUCCACUUAUAACUCGCAUUACAUUAUUUAAUCUUUUUAACGUGUUAGGUAUUAAGCCAAACACUUAGACAAUAUUCAGCGGUAGAAUAUAAUAAUGCUAGAGAAGCGGUUCUGAGUGUAUGGGCGCGGUGGGUUUCAGGCACCCAUACACUCACUGUACACACACUGUCCCUCCUAAUUUUGUAACAAAUUUACUCUUGAUCUCUCCUUCCGUGCAUUUUCUAAAUGCUUUUUAAAAGUUAAAGAACUUCUAGACACUUGGGUGAGGAUUAUGAUUUAAAGUUAUAUACUCUUAAACUCAGUCUGUAGUUCUCGAUCAGCUUGUUAGGUAUAUAGGUGUAAAGUACACACUUCUGUUCUGUGGGGAUUUAGUCUCCAUUUAUAGAAAUAAUUUCUGUGUACCUAAAAAAACAGUAUUUAAAACAAUUUACAACUAAUAACGCAAUAUAACUCAUUAAUAAGUGCUUAAUAAUGUAUUUGAAACAAUCACGUAUUUACAAUGGGUUGUCCUGAGUGCUAAAUUCCUCGAAGGAGUGUAGUACAUUGUAGAGUUUUUGAUUAACUUAUAAUAAUAUAUAUGGAAGAAUAUUGGCUGAAAAAAUACGAAAUACUCCAUUUAUUACGAAAAUCAUAAAAAUCACAUUAUUUCAAUUCAUUUUAAACUGAACUUCGCUCAAAAUCGUGUUUUGUUAGCAAUAGUUUAUCAUUACUUACAGAUAUAAAUUAAAAAUUAAUAAAUAAAUUAAUUUCUACUUGUCUUAUGCCCCCCCCCCUACAUUAGUGUAACAGUGGCGCAUCCAUCAGCAGUAUCAGUUCUACCAUUAAUUAUAGAAUACACAGAUAGCCCAUGGCAUAGGAAUAUCUAGUGACUAAAAUUAUGUUUAUGCUAUUUCCCAAAAGAUGGCGUUGUACAUAUCAAUGAACAAAUAAUUUCACUUGAAAUGAAAUUUUUGUUAUUAUUGCCCGUGAUCGAUCGUGACGUCACGGCUGCGUAGCAGGAAGUUAUUUAUAGAAGUGUUUAUUUUAUCUUUAUCAAGGUUUUUUUUCGGAAUUGACUAUUAUUUAUUUCUUCACGAUUUUAUAUUCGAUAUACGUCUUGUAUUUGAUAAUUGGAGUGUAAACACCAUAGUUUGUAGACUGAUAUGGAACAUAAAAAGUAAUUGUUUGUCUAGUGCCUAGUUGAGGUCCUCCUCCCAAAAAAAAGGAAAGCAUAUAUUUAUACAAUUAUAUUUAUUAUGUUAUAAAUUAUAAUUGUUAACAAUUAUUACAACUAAAAGACUUUUUUUUUUAUUAGAAAAACAUCUUUAUAUUGAAAAUUUAUAAUCUAUAAUAUUUGUACAAUCAGUAAUUAGUAAUUAUAAUGAAAAAAAAAUAUUAUCAGUUUUAUGACAUAAAAAUAUAAGAUAUAAUAAACACAUGUUGAGUCUCAUAGUGGAAAUAUAAUUUUUAUUAAGAAGAAGUAAUUGUUUUUUAUCGUUAAGUUUUCGUCUGUAAAUAAUUCAUUUUUACGAUGGUUACAAUUUAAUUUUUCCAUACAUUUAUUUUGUUUGUUUAUCUCGUAUGUUUUUUUUUUAUAUCAUCAAAUGAAAUUAAAUUAUCGCCUUUUAUGAAACAGGCUUCAAUUAAAUUAUUUCUAAUACUUUUAAGCAAAUGUGGAACAUCAAACAAAACAAAUAUUGUAUUAUUGUUGAUUAGAAAAAAUGGGCUAUUUUCUGAAACAUUUAAUGAUUUUAAUGUGCUUUGAUUGUGUGUACCUUGAUCGCAUACUAUAAUUUUUGAACACAAUUCAACCUCGAAUAAUUUUUGAAGCACAUCAAUAAUUAAAUUUUUUUUAAAUGAUUUUGUUUACUCUUGAAUGGGCAAGAAAAUAUGAAAUUGGGAAUUUCAAUGGUGAAUGAAUACCUCGAGCCAUAAAUACUAGAACACAGUUAGCACUUUUAUUGAUCAUAAUGGCCUAAAUCUUCAAAACCUUCAAUGAAAUCAAAUUUUUUGGACAAUUCUACAAAUUCUUUUAUGUAAAUCUCAUUAAAACAAACAGUGCGCGGGUUUUCUUUAUAUUAUGAUGACUCAAAUUUUUUUUAAAGAUGACUAAAAAAUAAUUUACCGAAAUCUGGUAAGAAUUUCGAUUGACCAAUCCAACGACGAACAGUUGAUGGCCCAGGCAAAUUUAUUUUUUGUGUACGUAAAAAUGUAUAUGCUGUUGGUGAUUUAUAAUAUAAGUUUAAGACACUUAUUGCCAGACUUUUUUCGAAUUAAUCGUAAUUAUAUAUAUAAAAUAAAAUUAUUCACAAGAAAUAAAAUACAAAAAUUUAUAAUAAUAAUACGAAAUACGAUGAUAAUAAACAAUUUUGUAUUCCAAUUUAUUUGAACAAAUAUUCUAUUAUUAGUACGGCAAUAACGCGCGAUAAGCUACCCCCCGCACCGCUUAUCAUUCUACUAUGGGGGGUACCACCUGCUCGCUAUGACGGAGUUGCUAUCUCCUCGCAUCUUAAACUGCACUAGCGCUUCUUCACAGCGUUGACAUUCUUAUUUCAGUCGCCUAAUAUUUACAUUGCACGGGCUAUCUGUGUAUUCUAUAAUCAAUGGUUUUAACUUUUUUUUUUUUUUUUUUAUCGUGAACUAUAAUUUACUUAAUUGAGUGUAUUUUACUGUAGUUCGUAAAAAAAAAAAAAAAAAAUGUAACUGCAUUAUAGAAAUAUAUAAUACAAUGUUACCUGAAUAACACGUAGGCGCCUGUAUAAAUGUGUACAGUUUGCAGAGGUGCUGAGUACGUGCUUAAUGUGAUGCGUUUGCCAAUUUUACCGAUAAUUAUAACAGUAAAUCGUAAUAUAUUAUAAUAUAUGAAUAUUUGUGUACCUACCGGUUACGGACCGAAUAGAUUCAUCUAAUACACGCAUAAUAUAAUAAUAUUAAUUAUAUCAGAUGCGUAGCCGGGGGGGGAGGAGGCUAAGGAGGUUAUUGUCCUCCCUUUUGACCGUGUUUAUGUUAGCCAACAGCCGUAUUUAUUUUUUAUAACAUAUUUUAAUAUAAUAUCACCUAUUUAUUUAAUAAAUUUAAAUGGCUUUAUUAACAAUAUGCUAAUAUGCUCAUAAUUAAUCAACGAAUAUUGACUGAUUAUAAUAAAUAAUUCCAAUAAAUAUUAUAAUGAAUUAUUUUUAUAAAUAAUUUGUUGCAUAAUCUAUUAACACAAUAUUACAAAAAAUUAAAAGUGAAAAGAAUGUGUUAACUGAUCAUCUGCUGAGUAAAUAAACGCAUAUAUUUUGAGGAUGUAAAACGAACAAUACGCAAGUCAUAAACACACACAAAUAUACGAUGUGUAAAAAUUAAAAUAUAUACAUUUAAACAAAUAGAAUAAGUCGUUUUUCAAAAAACUUAUGAGAAGACUUAAGAGUAUUAGUAUUAUUUGUACAUGGCAAUGUUAUAAAAUAAAUGUAUUGGAAAUGUUCACCUUAGACCUAAAUGGCAACAAUAUUUUUUAGGAUGUCUAGGAGAGAAGGGGUAACAAUUUGUCUAUGCGCCACAUUCUAAACAUGUUGUACUAAAAAUUAGUUCGGCGCCAUUAGGUGUAUCUCGGAAAUCACGUUUAUCUUAAUUAUCUUAGCCAUAUAAAAUUAAUUGCGUAAGAUAUAGAUUGUGAUAAAUUUAAUUGAUAUUUGGGUUGUUCUACUUGUUAUAAAAUAUUAAUUUAUAAAUUUUUAUGUUUAAACAGAUAAGUAUACAUAUCUAGUUUCAAAAAUCCCCGGAAAACGUUAAAACGCCAUAAAACACACCUAAAUCAGAUAUAGUGAAAAAAAUGAGUCAUAGUUUACAAAGUACAAAUCGUCCAUAAAAUAGAGAUUACUUAUUAUAAUCAUAUAGAUGUCUACACUUUUACGUCAUUAACAAUAAUUACUGCCCUCUUAAAAUAUAGGUUUUAGUCUGAAAUAACGUUUCUCAAUCUUUUUCAAAUCCAUAUUUGAAUUUAUUAUGAAUCUAACAUUUUUUUUCUUUUUUUAUCAACAUUGAAAUGUGUAUUAUUAAUAAUCAUAAUCAGGGCAAAGAAUUUUAGUAUUUGCAUACUUCUUUUACGCAAUGAAAGAAAUAGCAGAGUAAGAAACAAAUACGUUUUGUGUUUAGACAAAAUUAGAUUUGUAUUUUUAUUAAACUGAAGAUAUAACUUUAUAAAUGCAUAUUUCGAAUUUUUCCAAUUUUUAGGGCAUAGUAUUUCUUCCAUUUUAUACUUUUCGGGAAAUAUGUUUAGUAUUUUCUCGAUAGACGUUUUUGCUUUAUUUAAUAAUAUUACAACCAAAAUUGUUGAAUUUAAAUUAAUUUUUAAUUUUUAUCAUUUAAUGUGGCUGUUCGAUGUACAUAAAUACGUUUUUCCUAUAAACACUAAACGAUUGCUCAUUAAAUUAAUUUUUCGGUUAUCAUUUUUUAUAUUUAUAAUACAGUUUAUUAUAUCAUACAAUUUCCGACAGAACGAUAACAAUCCUAUAUACGAUAGCGAAAUAUUAAUUAUUGAAUUUAUCAUACAAUUUUAUGAAAAACAAAAUAUAUACACAAGUCUAUAAUCAAUAUAAAUUAUAAUGUUCCUAUUAAUGGUAUUAAUAAACUAAUUAAAUCAAUAAAAUUAUUUAAAACUAAAUAUUAUUGACAUUCUGUGGCACACUUAUGGAAACCUCACAGCACACUGAAGUUUGAGGGACACUAAAGGAUUAUAUUCUAGAAAUACCUUGAGGCUUACCUUGAAUUCCUUGAAGCUUUGUAACCGAGCGGAUCGAUGUUUCGGGUGUCCAGACGGCGGCGCACAUUUUCCCAUAUUCCGUACGUUUCGUCCGAAUAAUUAUUUAUAAAACCACGGAAAAUCAAAAAAUUGUUCGUCCCAACGUCCCGACUAGACAACAUAUUAUGUUUUCACACUUGCGUUCAGAAACUACAAAGUAAUGACGGUGGAAAGGCAACAAAAUCCCCUCCCCUCCACAUAUAUUUAAGCAUGUAUUAUAGUGCACGUGCAAAAACAUCUACGAUCCAGACUUUGGACCUGUAUGAGCAGUCCACGUGUAUUUAGCAAAAACAUAGACAAUUAAUAUUUACUUAUAUACGCGCAAUCGUUAACCGUGCUCCUAAGCCAUUGAAUAUUAGUAUUAAAUCGGCUUUGCGUCGUGCACGUCGUUUCGUAUAACCAACUCGUUAAUUUAAUCAACAACGGCUUUUUUUUUUUUUUUUUAUUAUCCCGUGUCGACGCAGUUGACGGAUACAAAAAAAUUAAUAGGAUCCGCAACAAUACAUAGUAUUAUCACCUUUUAUAGGUAACAUCAUCUCUCUCCGCGGUUUUUUUAUACAAACACGGGAUGGUGUUCGACUGCAAAAAAAUGAUGACUAUCGUGAUCCUGUCCAACCUAAUUGCCAUCAUAUGCACCGUGGUCGCACAUAAACAAUGGGGAAUAUUCAGCCACGACCCAGUCAACGGUCCCGGACUGUUGGCAGACCCGUCACUGAAAUUCGCCGCCGUGGUAAGUGCAGAUCAUAAUAUGAGUUGCAUAAUGUUUAACUAUAAUCAUUAUUUAACAUUAUUUCCACUAUUGUGACGCUAUAUAGAUUUUGGGCGUGCAAUUAGCCCAGGGCCGGAUUGAGCACAGAGCCAACAGGCUCCAGGCCCGGAAAAUUCGAAAUCCCGAAGGGUCCUUUUUCUCAGAACCAAUUCUGGUUGUAAUAUUUUAUGUUUAAUGUUUAUUGAAAAUUUGCAAAUCCAGAUUUUAUUUUUUAUAAUAGGUCAAUUUUAUUUUUAUUUGGCUCGAUGACGAUAAUCACGUAUACUUGUAUUAAUUGCAUAUUCAACUUGACGUUUUCGGCCAAUUAUUAUUAAUACCUAUUAAUUAUUUUUCUUAUAAAUUGAAAAACAUAGGUGUAGCUACAGUGGUGUUCCUUACGGGGUGGGAAAGGGAGGGGCGAAAUGUAUUUUUCACCCACUCUUAAUAUAGAAAAUUCCUUUAAAAGUAACGUCACAGGUACAACAAUUUUUUUAAUAGACACGGGAAUUUGGCUCUUUUAUAUUUGUAAAAUAUGACAUUUUAAUACAUAAAAUAAGAAAUUUGUAUUUAAUUAAAUCUUUAUAAUAUAUAAAAAUCCCGUGUCACGAUAUUCGUUUGCGGCAAUCUCCAAAACCUUUCAACCAGUUUUUAUGAAACUUUGUAAAUGUAUAUUGUUUGGCCCUACUUGAAAUAUAGGAUAAUUUUUAUCCAGAUAGUUAGUCCAGAUAUUUUUUAUUACAAAUUUAAGGAUUUUUGAUACGUUCUACGUAUGUAUUGUGUCUAUGUAUGUGUACAAUGACUACAAUAUAUGUAUGAGUUUAUUGUAUUACCUAUAUACAUAUUAUAUAAUAUUAAUAUUGUAAAUGUGAAAGUAAGUCUGUCUGUCUCUUAGUUGAUGGAGAAAACAUAGGCUACUUUUUGUCGCGAAAAUAAAACUUGAAGAGGAUGAAAGGUUUUUAGGUAUUUUUGGUACGGAAAUUAAAUUAUGGAUAACCUUAGUAACACGGGAUAAAAUGGAAAAAAUAAAUAAAUAAUACCUAAACAGAAAUAAAAAUGCUAUAACAACCUAAAAUAAAGAGUCUAUUUGACUGUCUACCGGUCUAUUAUUGGCUUGAAAUAGGAUGAGCUACUUUGGUAACAUGGAUGAAAAAAAACAUAAAACUAUGCGCUGUACUUGGUGGGUACCUAAGUAAAAACACGUAGAAUGUUACCUUUGAAUCUUUGUAUUUGUUGGUAUACAGUAACAACUCUACAGUACUAUUAUGUUUAUGUUCUAAUAAUUUUAGCGUUUUAUGGUGGAGAUAUAGUUUAAUCCCUGUGCUGUUGAGGUAUCUAUGGUAACACGGAUGAAAAAAUGUAUAAUACUUUCCUCCUUAUUUUUUCGUUCAAUAUACCGAUACGGGCAACGCCGGACACAGAACAACUAGUACAUUAUAAUAUAAGCUUAACCUUCGAUUUUUCAUAGAAGAUAAUUUUUAAACGAUAUCAUCCACUGACACAGAUAUAUAUACAUAAUAUUAUCUAUAUCUGUGUCUAUUAAUAUUCUCAUUUCCUGGUAAAUAUGCAUAGGCCUGGAUUAAGAGUUGUGGAGGCCCGGAGUUCCAUAUUAAUAGGGAGACUUAUUUAUUCUAUAAAAAUGGAACAAAUAGGCAAAAGUAUAAAAAGUCAUCAAAUAUUUGAUUCAACUCAUAAAAUAGUCUUUGUAGGCUCCUAUUUCUCGUGGGCCUUGGAGACGUGGCCCCGUCUAUCCCCCUCCCCCUCUUAAUCCGGGCCUGAAUACCUAUACAAGAGUGUAAGCGAUCCUGGCAUAUUUAUUUCGUAACUAAAAAUCAAUAAUAAAAAACAACGGUCCAACCGCCAAAACGAAAUAAUAACACUAGAAACCUUGACCCGGUUCGACCAUAAAUAACUAAAAUACUUUAAUAUCUAUGGAUUUGACUGUGUUACCAUUUUAUUCAAGAUAUUAUUAACUACUUUAUCAAAAAAUAAUUGUAAAAACAUCAAAAUCAAAUAGCAAUGCACAUUUAUAAUUAAACGGGUCCCCCCGUGGACCUCGCCUCCCAAUUAUAAUAUUAAUAUGUUAGACCUAGUGACCCUAUGCAAUUAGUGUAGAGUUUCAAAAAGAGAGGAAUAUAAAAUAUACAAUUGCCUAGUUAUAAAAUAUGGUUUUUUAUUUUUACAUUAAAAUAGUAAUAUUAUUGUUUAUUAUAAAGAAAAUUUUUUAUCAUAAAUUCAUAACAGUCAACUAACUUAUUAAACUGUAUUAAACAUUUUUAAAGUGGUAAAAUUAAGUUAUUCGUAAAAAAAUAGUGAAAAGGCCUUUUGAGCUAUUGGGAUCCAGGCCCGGAAAUAUCUUAAUCUGGUCCUGCAAUUACAUCCUGUAGUAAUUAAAGAUAAAACUAUUUAUUUAUUAAUAUUAUUUUACUUAAAAAAAAAUGUUAAAGUUGAGUUAUUUGAGCACUUAUUUAGUAUUAUGUGUGGCAGUUAUAUUUAGGCUGAAGCUCUAUACUCUGCGUUUCCUUUGCGUUUCAUAAAGUGUUUUCAAAUGAAAAUAAAACAGUCAAAAUGGACUAUUUUUAAUUUCAAAAUUUAAUUUUUCAAUUUUAUUACUAAGUAUUUAAGGGGUGUUAAUACAUAUUAAUGAAACUAAAACAUUUAAUUUUCCUCUAACAAAAUAUUUAAUGAAAUAAAUAUUACCUAUCAUUUUGUUUAAAAAAAAUCACGUUAAAUCAAUAGUUUAUUUUUGUACCACAACCGAAAAUAUUAUAACCAGGGCCGGUUCUAGACAAAAUGUAUACAUAGGCAAAAUCAAAAUUUGCCGCCCUUUCGUUUUUGAUCUCUCUAUUUACCCCUUGUCCCUUUAACCAUAUCUUCAAACAUAUUCACGUGUACUUCGGGUUGAAGCCACAGUACAUUUAUAUAGUCCAAAUUUUCGUUAAAAUUUAAAACCAACUUAGCUAGACCAACUAAACGCAAUUGACAUAUUUGGGACCGCAAGUAGUUUUUCAUAAUCUUCAUUUUUGAAAAUGAUCUUUCGGCACUGGCCGCAGUUAUAGGUAAUGUCAGUAAAGUCUUAAGUGCUGUGACUAGGUAAGUUUCAGCCACCGUUGUCAGUAAUCAGCUCUAAAUAUAUUGCAGGAGGUCACCUAACCUAACCUAACCUCGCUACAAAACAACGGAUGAAAAACAAAUAAUACUGUUGAUAAUGACGCGUUGAGCUCUGCUAGUAUUAUCAGCGCAAAGCCCCAAAAAUAAACAAUUUAUGUAAUAAAUAAUAAAUAUAGUACGUUAUUGUUGUCGUUCAUCGACGUUCGGCGAACACGACGUGUAAUUUCGGAGAAAUAUCCGUUAAUAUACGUUAUCUUAGGUUUAAUUUUGGUGUACUGUACGUAUGUACUUGUGCAUAAACCGUCCCAGCCAAAACUAACUUCGGUUAAUUGCCGGAUGCUUGUCAGCUAUUAUUUUCGAACAAUAAAAAUAUAACAAUUAAAUAAUUUCAAUUUUUGUUCAUCGGUGUUUCAAAAACGGUUUUCGGUUUUUGCAAUAGCCUACUAGUCCAACGCCUAAGUAACAACGUGUAAUCCUAAAUACGGCCCUGCCUAAGGAAAUGCCGCCUCUUACAUAAUGCCGCCCCAGGCAUAGGCCCGUGUUACACUGUGCCUUCCGCCGGGCCUGAUUAUAACAUACGGGUCUAUUCAUUUUCAUGACACGAUACCUAUAUCUGCCAUAUAAUAAUAGUAAUAGUUGUGUAAUCAAUCAUAAUUCAUACAAUUAUUAUGGCAAGCGUUUUCUGUCACCUCAGAGCACAUCCAAAUUAUAUGAAAUUAAUCCGAUGAAAAAUACUACGGAUGAGACACGACGAAAACGCCGUGUAUAACUCCGGCCUUAGUCAUUUAUAAAUGUCUAAAUGUUUUUACAGCUAUUCCGUCACGGAAAUAGAGCUCCAGAGAUCAGUUACAAGACUGACCCACACAUAAAUUUUUUCCCAGAAGGAAAAGGCGAAUUGACAAAGGUAAUUUAACCAUAAUAUUUUUAUUAUUACAGGCGAAAUUAUUAUUUUUGAUUAUUACCAUUUAUAAUCUAAUAUUAUAUUCAGGCACGUAUAUAGAUGGGGUUUUGGAAAACAACCCCCCCCCCCCCCCCCGAAAAUGAAUAGUUGUGUAAAUUAUUUAUAAAAAUUUAAUAUUUUUUUAAAUAUUGAUAAUAUUGGUAAUAUUGAUUAUUGUUUAUUGUAUCAUUUUUUAUGAACCUCCCCCCCAGUUUUUUUUUUCUGUCUACGUGCCUGAUUAUAUUUUAUGAGUUAUAUUAUAUUUGUAUACAUUUAACACCUGCAAGUACUGGAACCGAACCAAAAAGACCUAGGAACCAAAAUUUGGUUAGGCAAUGUUGAUAUCGCCUAAACUAAACAAUACAAUAUAUACAAUUACUAAAAUAAAUAGUCAAAGUGUGUACUAUUUCAGUUACUUAUUAGAAUUAUAUUAAUUAAUUCGACAAAAUUAUCAUAUUAUUUUAUUUGAAUUACAAUUACAAUGAAACUUUGAGUUGCAUAAUUGUUUUGUUAUUCGACAAGCACAGCGGUUAUUUGUACGCUUGGUUUUACCCCUCUGAUAUCCCUGAUUCCUAAUAAUAGGUACUGUUAAGCCAUGCAGCUUCUCGGAGAGUGAUCUUUUUCUUUUACCGACUUUAUUGUACCCUUAAAAUCAAGACAAUUUUUGUGACAUUGAACUAUUCUGUCCGAGUGUAUCUAAUAUCUAUGCUUUAAGAACCAUUUUUCGUACCUAAAAUUGUAAAUCAAUUUAUAAAUUAUCUCAUUUUUAAAUUUAAUUUCUUAGGUAAUUUGUACUAGUCAUCUUGGAUACCGAUAAAGUCCGAGAUGAUCCUCUAGCAGUCUAUCUCUAUCAAAAUCAGGAAUCGUUAUUAGAGCAGUAGUUUCCGCAUUUAUGUCUUUUAAUUACUAAGCUAUUGUUAAAUUGCAGUCUGUUGAAUUAUUUUCUGCCAUCCAUGUAACGAACAUAUCUCGGUUUGCCCGGUCUAUUGACCCUUGACUGUGCCGAGGUUUUUCGUGCACGCUUCCUUUAUCUUCCCAAAUUUUGUUGAGUUCCAUUAUAAUUUGAUUGCCAAUUUCUCAGCCAUUGUCUGAAUGUAAAAUGUAAUAGAUCGAGAUAAGAUAUCCAAUUACAGAAAUAUACACUCACAAUUAUUGGUGUGCGUCACUGCGCCAGCAUUAUUACAUCGCCUAGUCAUUACUUGCAUUGCCGGAAUUAGCGAUUACAUGAUAACAUGUACAGGGUAAUCGACAUAAUGUAAGACACUUAUUUUGAAAAAUAUUAACGUAUUUCGUGAUUUAUUUUUAGAACAUUUAAGUAAUGCAUAGCUCUAAAAUAUUACAUUACUAUUAUUUUUUUUCACCCGUGUUUUAAGGGAUUAAACCACUACCUACUUUUAAUGAUCAAAUGACAACUUAUUCUGAAAAUUCCAUAAAUAAACGGAGUAUAGGAAUGCGUAGGAAUUUUUCGCGAGGUAUGCAGAAUAAUUUUAAUAUCAUUUAAUAUCAUUGUUUAAAACUUGUAUAUAUGGCUUGUACAUUUGUUAAUAACUUAAAAACAAUUAUCAAUUUACAUGUGACUAAUUUUACAUAGGUGUGAUUACUAUACACCAAAAACGUUGGUUUUGAAAUGAAAUACUAAUGUACAUUAGAACGCAAUUACGACAGUAUACAACGAUUUAACACUUCAGUGUACAGCCUAACUUUUUAAAACAAACAAAGCUAAUGACUAAUAAUAUAUAAUAUAAACAGCAUUUUUUUAUUUGUACCUAUAUUAUAUUUAUUAUACAUUUUAACUACAAUUAAUAACUAUAAUAAUUGAAAAUAAAUCAAAAAUUUAAAGAAGGCAAUUGUUUUUGCAUGGUGUGCAAGCUGCAGACCCCGUGCGCACGCCUAUGAGAUGAAGUAUUAAUUUAAAUACAUUUUUUGAUUUCCGUUAACCAGUUGAUGAGAUAUUGAAUAUUUGAGUUUAAGUAGAGGGAAAGUGGUAGAACAUUAUUAAAAGACCACUCAAGGUGCUACCAUACAAAUGAUGCACCACUACAUUUCCCUGCCGAAACUUAAAAGUGCGAUAUAUCGUCAACGGAUUGAUUAAAAUUAAAGAUUUUAACACAAAAUUGAUUUAAACUAAUACUUAUGGAAUUUUUUAUAUAGAUCGCCAGUUGAAAAUCAAAAGUAAAUAAUGGUUUCACCUCUCAAAUAAUAAAAAAAAAAAAAAUAAAGUUAAUAAAAUACUUAAAAGACCUAGUAUUGCUUAUUAUUUUUUAAACGUUCUAAAAACAAAUUUCGAAAAAAGUUGACACUUUCCAAAAUAAUGAGUGUCUUACGUUAUAGUGAUCGUUCUGUAUACACAGUGUGUCCCACAAAGAUAUACCCAUUUUAAUAUAUCCGGAGAUAACAAAGUAAUCAAAUUCUGUUUUUUUUUUAAAUUUAUUAUCAUUAUUAUUAUAAUUACUUACCGGAAUACAAACAACAAAUAUUUGUAUUUCAAUUAAUUUUUUAUGUUUUGGUAAAAUACUUAAAAAAAUAACUUUUUUUUUUAUUAUUAUUGAAAAAAUUAAAGAUGGUUAUUUUAUAGAGUUUAUAUUAUUUUGAAAAUUUUGACGUAUUAACUUUUAAUUUUUGUUAGAUUCGUAAUUUUUAAUAACUUUUUAAAAUUCAGAGAAAAAAGUGUACAGUCAAUUAGCUAUAAAAAUAAUAAUAAUAAUCAAUUAGCGAAUGCGAUCUUCAUAUUUUUAAAAAAAAGUUAUUUUUUUAAGUGUUUUACCAUUACACAAAAUUUAAUUAAAAUACAAAUAUUUGUAGACCUUAUUCCGGUAAGUAAUUUUAAUAAUAAUAAUAAUAAAAAAAAAAAAAAAAAAAUUUGAUUAUCUUUUUUAUCUCCGAAGAUAUUAAAAUGGGUAUAUUUUUGUGGGACACUGUGUAUACAAAAUUUUUAACCAUGAACCAGCAACUACCUCUCAGGAUUUUAAGUGAAUUUGAUUUCUGUAUUUUUUAAUCAUUAUUGAAUCGUUUAAGCUUUAUUUUAAAAUCAUUUUUAAUUUUUUACCCCUACUCUAUUUACUCUAUUUACCUUGAAUAAUUGCAUACUUUUGUUUUCAAAUAGUCAACCCCCCCCCACUCUUUAAACACAGAUUUGAAUAGAGAAUAUUUGUCUAGAAAUUUUGAUGUACUUAACACUAAUAUCAGAUUUACCAUUUAUGAGUUAUAACUGUUUAAAAGUUUAAACCGGAAAAGUAGGGAAUGAUAAUAAAUUGCCCAUCUAUUACCACAGGGUAAGAAAUCACCAUGUAUAAUCAUAGGUUAUUUUAUGACGUAUGUGAUUUAUUUUAAUUUUGAUUAUAAAAUAGUAUAGGUUCCUAUAUUUUUAUAUGAAAUCUAGAAAAUAAAUGUUAACAGACAAAAAUUUAAUUUUUGGGUUUGGUGUUUGUUUGCCCUUCCUCCAUUAAGAAAUUCUGAAUACAAUUCUGUAGAUACCAACUCUACCUAAUUAAAUAAUUUUAAUAUUUCAAUUAAUCUACAGUUAGGAAAACAAAAUAUGUAUAAAAAAGGAAAAAUAUUUCGACUCCUAUACAACGGUUUCAUAAGCGAUUUAUACUUGGAUAGUGAAAUUUUUAUCCAAACUACCAACGUAACACGGACUUUCAUGUCGGCGGCAUUGGUUUUAGCUGGAAUGUAUCCACCAAAAGACUAUCAGAAAUGGUUGGACGAAGAAACUGUGUGGCAGCCUAUUCCAAUUAAUCAAAAUUCACCAGAUCAUGGAUUAGUAUGUAUCUACUAUUGUCAAUACCUACGUUAAUAAUAAUCUUUUACGUCAGAAAUUUAAUUUGUUCGUAGUUUUAUUCAUAUAAAGUUUUAAUAGCUCUUUAACAAUAUAAAUCAGGUACGUAUACAGGGGGAUAGGGGAAUUCCCCCCCCCGAAAAUUAAUAGUUGUGUAAUUUAUUUGUAUCAAUUUAAUAUAUUUUUUAUAAAUACUGAUUAUUGUACAUUUUUUAUAAAUGUAGAAAAACUCACAAAAUUAAAAUGUCUACAAAUAGUUCAAAAAUGGCUCGAACGUCGGGUAGGAUCUUAUGACGUUACGUGUGAUUUUAAAAAAAAACGUUAUUAAGAAACGGUUCACCUGAGAAUUUUUUUUUUUUGAGAUUGUUAUUCUACUUAUAAUACUAGAGAUACCUAUAUUGUAGAUUAAAACAAAAAAUGAUUUUUAUGUCUUAUAGUCCUUUAGUAAAACAUUAAUAUUUUUAAUUGUCGAAUGUGAUGGAUCAUAAUUUCCCGUCAUGUUGAUCAUAAUAUUAUUAUCACCUUUAUGAAAAAUUAAUUUACAGCAUUUCCAAUAUAAAUAAUAUAAAUCCAGAAUUCUUGAGAUUGAGCCUAAUUUGGUUACACCAAUUCAACUUUUUUCCUUGCAACAUCCUACAUUAGUACUAACUAUAUCUCAAUUGAUUUCAAUAUUUAUUGUUUACAAAUAUUUGUUCAAUCCAAGUUAGUUUUUUUCAUAUAAAUGAUUUACCCAUUUAAGAUAAGUAUAAUUUCAAAUCCAACCCUUAAAUUUUUUAUAAAAAAAACUAGCCGACCCGUCGUGGCUUCACCCGUGAUUGGUUGUUUAAUUUGCCUUUGGAUAAUGAUAUAUAGAACUUUUUAAUCAAAUUCUAUCGUUUAAUAAUAUCGGCAAAUUAAUAUAAAAAAAAAAAAACGGUUAAUGAAAACGUAUUGAAAUGUUUCAAGCGGGAUUAAUGACAAAUAUAUUUUUACUAAAAAUGAAUGCAGAUACAAAAGAAAUGCUGAGUAAUUUACGGUUGAUAAAGAAUUUUAUAAAACUUCUGAGUAUAUGGCGUUUUUUGUUUUAUCUCCUGUUGAAAUUAAAAUCAUAAGAUGCUUCGGGUCCCCAGUUCGAGAAAAUCCCACGUAUAAUUGUCCAUGUGAAAAGCACUGUGUUCGAAGACCUACGCCAACGUACCUGUAUGUUUGACCUUGAGCUUUGUUUAUCGUGAUUGCCAAAGAAACUUUAACAGAGAAUUAAAGCCGUUUGAACGGAAACGGCAAGUCCGACGGAAUCACGGGAAUUCUUGGAAUAAAUGCAAUUNUAAUCGGAGUACCAAUUUUUAAUUUUAGCUUAUGAAGAGGAAAUCCCGAAGGAGAAAGAGAAUUGAGAAAUGAUUGUAGAUAUAAAUAUAUAAAGAUAUAGAUAAAGAUUAAUACGAAUAUUCAGUAUACAUGUUGUUUGGUGUGCGUGCGAUAAACUUCUCGGAACAAUUCGUACCUACACACCGAUGUCAAACACGAUACAAUUUGACGAACAAAAAGGUCAGGUCGCGGGUAGCUGUAAACCCGCGGGCCGCCGUGCCGCACAAUACGUAUAUAAUAUGGGUAGACAAUUUUUUAAUUUUUCAAGAACUUUAUACUUAUUUUUUAUUGACAAAAGUGGUACUAAAACCUUCAGCAGAGUGUCGGGUACAACGGUAAAAAAUUUCAGCCAAAUCGGUACGGUGGUUUUCUCGGUUAGCGCGGUCGUAGAAAACCCCUUACAAUUUUAUAUAAUAGUAUAGAUUAUAGGACCAUUUAUAUACAAAAAAACCUCUAAAUGUAUUUACUAUUAUAGUUCUGAUAAGACUGUAAAUAAUUACUUGUUUUUUUUUUUUGUAGAUAUUUAGGGAAAAUUGCCCAUCUUUUUCUGCUAUCAGUAAAAACUUAUUAAGCUAUAAAAAUGAAGAAAACUUAACAGAAUUGUUGUCGUAUUUAAGUGAAAAAGCUGGACAAUCAAUCUCCGAGAUGGACUUAGUUAAAUUAUAUGACUUAUUUGAAUGCCAGGCAAGUUUAUUAUUAUAGCCUGUGUGUAUAUUUAUAUUAUAAUAUACAAUACUUACUUUAUUAUAGUACUUACCUGUAUUUUAUCAAAAUAAUUAAACAAUAAAUUACAAUAUUUUCAAAGAUAUCUGCCGGAUUACAACUACCCGAAUGGAUUACUCCUGAUAAAUUCCAAACAUUAAAAUCGAUUGUUUUGCACAGAAAACGCUUAGAUAAUUUUUUUGGAAAUUCAAAAGUACAAAAGUUGGUCAUAGGUAAGCCAAAUAUUUUAUUCACAUUUUAUGAUUAAAAAAUAAUCAAAUAUCUAAAUUCCAAACUUUUGUUAUACUCAAACAUAUGGUCAAAAUGCACAGUUGAAUAUUUAAAAUUGUAGUUUAGUCAAUCAAAAUUUGUUAAAUGUAAUUAAACUCUACAUUUGAAAUGUGCUUUCACAUUGGAUCAAUGGAGAAACUAGUAAGUGAUAGAUAGUUAGGCACUUACUUUUGGUGAACAAUAUUAAUAUGCUAUAAAUACACUUGAACUAAUUACUGAGGCAUUUAUUCUAUUGUGUAUUUUAAAACUAUAUUUUAUCUUAAAGGACCUCUGCUGAAAGAGAUUGCAUUAACAAUGGAAUUACAUUCAAAUAACUCCAUUAGCCAAAAUAAAUUGCGGAAAAUGUAUUUGUAUUCUGGACACGAUAUUAGUUUAGCUACUGUAAAGGGGUUUUUUAUGAAUACUAUUGAUAUGCCAGACUUUGGUGCUUCCAUACAUUUUCAUUUAUAUCUUGAUGAAACAUUUGGUUACAUUGUUAAGGUAAAUCCAGUUUAUUACAACAUAUGUAAUAAUAGUGAUAACAUCAAAAUAUGUAACUAUAUAUAUAUAUAUUUUUUAGAUAUUCUAUUAUGACCGGUGGAAUACAGAAAAAGAAGAAGAACUUCCAAUACAUGCCUGUGGUAAUCCAUGCCAACUCCAGAAUUUUGUUAAAAUUAUGAAAGCAAAUUUUCCAAGAGGGUGGAAUGAAGAGUGUCAGAUGAUUGAAAAUUAA
Messenger RNA from Cinara cedri, 19180 nucleotides. Lineage: Eukaryota; Metazoa; Arthropoda; Insecta; Hemiptera; Aphididae. The record is from the annotation of a GenBank genome assembly.